Nicotiana tabacum (common tobacco) is the source of this 2736-nucleotide messenger RNA. RefSeq names its product serine/threonine-protein kinase-like protein CCR1. NCBI's taxonomy places the organism in Eukaryota, Viridiplantae, Streptophyta, Magnoliopsida, Solanales, Solanaceae. The record is from RefSeq and is a predicted model, not a curated record. Gene Ontology annotation, molecular function: protein binding; ATP binding; protein kinase activity. Gene Ontology annotation, biological process: protein phosphorylation.
AGCUCCCCAGUCACUAACUAAAAUAACAGUACUUUCAUUUCUUAACGGUCCGUCCAACAACAAAACUGUAAAAAUGGCGACACCCACGUUGUUUCAUCAUCAGCAUUUCCAGCUGAAGUACAACUCCCAACUUCUCCAAAAAAACUCCAAUCUUGAUCAAUGCUCAUCACCUCCAAAAACUCUACUCCUUCUACUACUCCAUGACUUUACUCUUCUCUGCCCAUUCAACAAACACUUGCAAAUAUGAACACCCUUUUCAAUCUUUCAUUUUUCCAUCUUCUUCCCUUCAUAUUGUUCCUCAAAUCUGCAUCUGGGUUUGGUUCAAUGGGACCUAUUUCAGCUGCUUUUGGUAAAAAUGGUUUCUUUUGUGCUAUUGAUGCUAGUGGCAAACAAGAUGUAAUUUGUUGGGGAAAUAAAACCAAUUCCUCUGCUGCAGUACCCAACUCCUCUAGUGAUGUUCCACCUAUGGCUGCUCUCUCUGGUGGUGAUGGUUUUCUUUGUGGCAUUUUAGCAAACACUUCACAGGCAUUUUGUUGGGACUCUUUAGGAUCGAGGUCUGAUCUUGUUCCUACUCUGUUUAAAUCUAAUGCUUACUCACAUAUUGCUGCUGGUAGAAGUCAUGUGUGUGCUAUUAGGGGACCUUAUUAUUCAGAAAGUGAUUGGGGUAGUGUUGAUUGUUGGGAUAUUAUUCGAAAAUCGAAUGAUAAUGAUACUUUUAUAUCAAGGGAGAGUUCUUUGUUCUACAAUCAGUAUACUAACUCAGCAGCUUUUAAAAAGAUAGUUUCUGGAGAUGGGUUUAGUUGUGGGGGUGUUAGGGAUGGAGGGAUCUUUUGUUGGGGUCCAAAUUCAAGUGGCCUUGGAAUUUCGAGCAUAUCGGAGAAUGUUCAUGUUUUAACUGCAGGGAUUGAUUCUGUUUGUGGGGUUUUAGAAGAGUCUAAUGAGGUCAAAUGUUGGGGUGGUAAUAAUGCCUCGUUUGGUAGUCCUCCGGUGGGGGUGCCAUUCGUGUCGUUAGCAGCUGGUGUGCAUCACUUUUGUGGGAUUCGAAAAGAUAAUCAUGGGAUUCAAUGCUGGGGAAACUAUAAUUCAUCUUUGAUUCCAAAAGGAUCAGGCUUUCUUGCUAUUGCUUCCUCUGAUUUUAUCACUUGUGGUAUUAGGGAAAGCGAUUUAGUUCUUGAUUGCUGGUAUACAAAUGUUUCAUCGCAAGUAGAUUAUGAUCCGCCGUUGCAGCUGUGUAGUCCGGGAUUGUGUACUCCUACUAGUUCUUGUGGGGAAGGAAAAUUUUCUUUUAAUGCAAGCCUUUUGAAUGAGCCUGAUUUGAUAAAUCUGUGUGUUAGGAAAGAUCUAAAGAUUUGUUCACCUUGUGGGGCGAAUUGUUCUGAAGGAUUCUUCCCUUCUAGUUCUUGUACUGAAAAUGCAGACAGGGUAUGUACUCCUUGCUCUCUUUGCCAGAAUAGCUCUUGUUCGGAUGUUUGCAGGCUCCAAAACUCGGAAAUGAUGAAGCAUCAGCAUCAGCAUCAAUUGCGUCAACUACUGCUCAUAGUCGGGUCUUCUGCUUUGGGUUUCUUGUUAUGUUUAGUUGGGUUAUGUUUGUUAAUCCGCAUGAUAGGCAGCAGAACUAAACAAGGUGGAAAGAACCAAUUUGCCUCAUGUAUUCGCAAGCCUGAGAAGGAAACUGAUGCAAAUACCGACCCUCAUCCUCCUGUGUCAGUGUCACCGUGUCCAGGUGAAGCUCAGGUUUUCCGACUCUCAGAGUUGAAAGAUGCCACUAACGGGUUCAAGGAGUUCAACGAACUUGGAAGGGGAAGUUAUGGCUUUGUUUAUAAAGCUGUUCUGGCCGAUGGGAGGCAAGUAGCAGUAAAGAGAGCCAAUGCUGCUACGAUUAUACACACCAACAGCCGAGAAUUUGAGAUGGAGCUAGAGAUCCUCUGCAGUGUUCGCCACAGCAGUAUAGUUAAUUUGUUAGGUUAUUGUGCAGAAAUGGGGGAGCAGAUUCUUGUUUACGAACUCAUGCCUCACGGAACGCUUCACGACCACCUCCACGGCGGUCUUUCUCCUCUGAGCUGGAACCUUAGGCUGAAGAUUGCGAUGCAGGCUGCAAAGGGGCUCGAGUACCUUCACAAGGAAGUUUCUCCUCCUAUUGUGCACCGUGAUGUGAAGAGUUCGAACAUUCUCUUGGACGCUGAUUGGGGAGCUCGUAUUGCAGAUUUUGGAUUGCUUACACCUAAUGAGAAGGAUCUUAAUGGAGAUGUGACGACUGAUGUCUAUAACUUUGGAAUCGUGCUGCUAGAGAUUCUUAGUGGAAGAAAAGCCUAUGACCGGGAUUGCACACCUCCAAGUAUUAUUGACUGGGCACUGCCUCUGAUCAGACAAGGCAAAGCAGCUGUCAUCAUAGAUCGUUAUGUUGCUCUUCCAAGAAAUGUCGAACCUCUACUUAAACUUGCUGAAAUUGCAGAGCAGGCAUUACGGGAAAAUCCUGCUGAGCGCCCUGAUAUGUCGCAGUUGGCCCUUCUGUUAGAGCAGCUAGUGAAGGAUGUAAUGAUAUCAUAGCCUUCCUGUCGGAGUCUUUAUAUUAAUUUUUUGGUGGAUUGAAAUUUUUCAGAAAACAAUCAGAGGAUAGCAUAUUGGUGAGUAACGCUCUUCUGCAAUUGUACAUUUCUACGAGCUGCUUGUAAAUUUUGUGCUUAUAUUUUUUGUUUGCCACAUUCUUGGACAAAUGUCAACAAUAAGUUUUUAACA